Messenger RNA from Staurois parvus, 479 nucleotides. The record is from the annotation of a GenBank genome assembly. NCBI's taxonomy places the organism in Eukaryota, Metazoa, Chordata, Amphibia, Anura, Ranidae.
UGAGGAGGCGGUACAGGGGCCCAUGGCAGAGUGGCGGAGCGUAAGCAGCUAAAAUUGAAGGCCAUACAGAGGCCUAUGUUAAAAAGUCCCCCCAGCAGCAGCGUGGGGAGACGACUAUCAAGAGUCCAAUGGCAGAGUGGCGGAGCAGAAGCAGCUUCAAUUGAAGGCCAUACACAGCCUAGGUUUAAAAGUCCCUCACAGUUAAUUCCAAUAACGAACUCUACUCCUCCGUGCAAUCUACUUACGAGACCCUGGGCAGGUCUGGGUCCAAUUUGUGGUAGAGACUGGUUUUGUUCAGCCAUGCUUGAGCGAGUAAUAACAGAGUGGUGAAGCGUAAGCAGCUUAAAUUGAAGGCCAUAGAGAGGCCUAUGUUAAAAAGUCCCCCCAGCAGCAGCAGUGUGGGGAGAUGACUAUCAAGAGUCCAAUGGCAGAGUGGCGGAGCAGAAGCAGCUUCAAUUGCAGGCCAUACACAGGCCUAG